This is a messenger RNA of Pogona vitticeps (central bearded dragon), 3791 nucleotides long. The record is from RefSeq and is a predicted model, not a curated record. Lineage: Eukaryota; Metazoa; Chordata; Lepidosauria; Squamata; Agamidae.
GCGGGUGCCUCUGAAGGGUUGGGUCUUCCACAGUCUGGGUUUUUUUUCCUUGGUGGACUCUGUAAGGUCCUGGCCUGGCCUUUAUUUCCCCAAUGGGAUGUUUGCUGCUCUCUGGCUCCGGAGUCCCACAAGGCGAUGCCUCACCUGAUGUCUGAUCCGACAGGGUUUUUCCAGUUCCUGCCUGAGAUGGCUUCCCUUAAGUUGCUGACAAUAGCCCUCUUAUCAGAUUGCUGCAAAGCCAGCUAAGGUGAGGGUCCCACCACGUUGCAGAACUCCACCUCCUGACAGAGUUCCCUGAACAAGGGAUUUUGCUCCUCCUCAGAAUUAGAUUUCCGGGCCGGGGGCCAACGGCUGCAACACCUUGAACUAUCGCCCUGCAAAUGAUUGCAAGGUGUUCUUCUGAACAGGGAGUUGCCAACUUGGGCUGGUGCAAAAGCCCAUUUUGUGCCACAGCCUCCACAGGUACCCUUCCCAGCUGACCCUAACCCUUGCCCCAAGUCUCCGUUUCCUCCCUGGUUGGGAAAUUCCCCUCACCUUGCCAGAGGUGGCACCUCGGGAUCAAUAUCUGCGAAGAUUCUCAGUCAUCCGGGUGUUUAUCCCGAGAUAAAAUGUUUUUGUUUGUUUGUUGUUUGUUAACUAACUAACUAACUUCAGUUUCUUUCCCCUCUCACAACUCUGGGGAGCUAAUAGCAGUAAAAGAAUAAUAGCCUGCCCACCCACUGAGCACAGAUGCCCAAUUAAUUAAUUAAAAGAAAGCCUGCCCAAGAAGAAAAAGGACGAGAAGAAGAGAGUUUGAAGAGCAGCGCCGGUUGUUCGCUUGAGUCUGGGCUCCCCGAGCCCUGCUGAGCCUGGGCGGUGCCCUUUCCCUCCCUAGUCCUGCCAGUCUCCUGCUGGGGGGGGACCGACGGCCGCCUCGGAGAUGCCGGCCGAGCAAGCCCACCUCCAGCCACUGGCGCAAGCGAUGGUCGACCUCACAGCGGGGGCAGCCGGUGGGGUGGCGUGCGUGCUAAGCGGGCAGCCCUUCGACACCAUCAAGGUGAAGAUGCAGACCUUCCCGGCCAUGUACCGGGGCUUCUUCGACUGCUCGGUCAAGACCUACCAGCAGGAGGGCAUGUACGGGCUCUACCAGGGCACCAUGCCAGCCUUGCUGGCCAACGUCGCCGAGAACGCCGUUCUCUUUGCUUGCUACGGGUUCUGCCAGCAGCUGGUGAGGCACCUGUUUGGGCUAGGCAAGGAGCUGGCGCUCAGCGACUUCCACAGUGCAAUGGCCGGCUCGUUCGCCUCGGUCUUCUCUUCCAUGGCCCUCUGCCCCACGGAGCUGGUGAAGUGCCGGAUGCAGGCCCUGCACGAGAUGAAGGUCACAGGGCAGACGGCUCUCUCAAGCCGCAGCUCCACCUGGGCCGUGGUGAAAGCCGUCUUCCGCGCGGAAGGCCCCCUGGGUUUCUUCCAGGGCCUGACCAGCACGUGGCUGCGGGAGGUGCCCGGCUACUUCUUCUUCUUCGGGGGUUAUGAAGUCAGCCGGAGCUUCUUCCUCCAGGCUGGGCAGUCGAAAGAUAUUUUAGGGGCUCUCCCGGUCACGGUGAGUGGUGGGAUUGGUGGGGCCGCCUUCUGGCUGGCCGUCUACCCCAUCGAUUCAGUCAAGUCCCGGAUCCAGGUGUUGUCCAUGGCCGGCCGGCAAGACGGCUUCCUGCUCUCCUUCCUGCACAUUCUCCGGACGGAAGGGUUUAUGCCUCUUUACAGCGGGCUGAUGCCCACAGUGAUCCGUGCCCUGCCUUCCAACGGCGCUCUUUUCCUGGCUUAUGAACUGACCCAGAAAAAGCUGACUCACCUGGCAGAGCGGGCAACCUGAGGCUGGCAGCCAGCCCCCCCCCCCCGGGAAAGAGGGGCUCAGCAGCAGGAGGCAGAGAGCUCAGAAGCCUCCUUUAGUCUGGACUGCAGCAACCAGCGCCCCCCCCCACCCAGCCACCCACCCACAUGCACACACCCCUUUCAGGAGGAGGGAGGUCCCGACCCAAGGGAAAGUGGGCCUUUUGGGACGGUGGGAAGCAAGCCGGGACUGGACUUUCUCAGUAGGGAGUCCUCACGACUUCACGACGCGCAGGCUGGUGAUGCCUCAGCCAUGGAUACAACUCAUGGGAUGGCAGUCCAACACACGCUGCCUUACGGUGGCUUUGGGGGGAGAUGUGGUGCAGUCACAUCAGAUCUGAAUUCUUGCCCUGCUUUUUUCCCUCCCCCAAAUGCACUUGAGUUUUAGAUUUCAAUAGCCUCUUGUUUCCGUGUCACUGUCUCUUUCCGUACACUCCAGGGGUGGUUUGGAGGUUAUCUUGGCCUUGGGAAUGCCCCCGAUUUCUUACCGUGAAAUAAAUUGCUUUUGGAAACCAUUUCUGUCUGGCAGAGAGGUCCCUUUUCGGACAAUGGCUCUCCUGCUUAUUGGUAGAGAACCCCAUGGACACGCGGCUGAAGACCCCGGCUCACCUUUCCACACAUCCCUGACACCCCCCCCCCAGUUUUCUUGCUAUUCUAGCCUGAGAACUGCUUGCUUUGCGAAGCUAUAAUUGAUCCCAAUAAACGUAUUGUCCUCUGUGUGUUUUAUUCACACGGUCUGCUGGAUAGCUCAGAGGUUUGAGGUUGGGAGUUCAAUUCCCUCGCCUGGAGCUUCUCACCAUGGGCUGGAUUCAAUGACUGACAGGGUCCCCCCCCCCACUCUGUAGUUAUAAGAUGAUACUAAUAUUAUUGUUAUCAUCAACAACACGGACUCUUUGUUUUUUGGACCAUUUCCCCCUGCCCCCCGCUGAGCCAAGGUGAGUCUGUCGUUCCCUCACUAAAAACACGGCUUCUCCUGGAGGGCCACGUUCUCUGACACCUGGGUCAAGGCUGGGAAGUGAGAUGCCUGGGGGGGGGUGAGCCUCAUUGUGCUCUAGUUCUUACUGGCCAUCAUCAUUCCAUGUCCCCAGACAGAGAAUCCAGAAGCAAAUUGCAGUGGAGAGAGAAACCAGACUGGUUAACAACGUUUACACCAUUGUGCACACUCGUUCACGGUUCUGACAGUCUCUCUCUCUCUAGGUAUGUCCAUCCCGGGUUUGUGCCCAAGCGUGAGCUUCCUACUCGAUCUGGGUGCAGAGGCAACCUACAUAAAGUGUGCAUGCCUAUUGAACGUUGCCUGUGGCUUUGUUGCAUGGCUUUAUCAACCCAUAGCCUGCAGGCACGUGUGCCCAGACCAGAUCUGUGUUGGCUGCCAUGUGUGAACACACCAUACAGUUUUCUUUCUUCUCUCUCUCUUCCCCCACCCACCCCCAUCCUGAGCUAGUUUUGUUUUAUUUCCCUGUCAUCUGCAUAGAGGAAAACUUCCAGGAAAAAUUCACUGUUAGCUCAUGGCAGGGUCCAGUAUUUUCCAGCAACCGGACAAGGCACAGGAAAUGGUGAACUAAACCAACCCGCCUCUGGAUCUUGGUGGUCCAGUGACACCGCUGCUCGGCUUUUGGGACUGGGUGGAAGGGCUUCUUUAAAGGAUGUUCCAUCCAGCAAAGCCACCCUUUCUAGGGUGUUCAACACAACCCUAUAUUUCUGCCUGAGCACACCCUCCGUUCUGAAAAUCAUGAAUCUUUUUACCAUGAAGAAGAUGUUCGGAGACUCGGGGAAACUGCGUUUUCAACAUCAACAGCUGCCGCCCUCUGACAAAGGCUCUUUGCAAGCCCAGCUGUCAAAGCCAGCUGGAUGCCUGCCUCCAUCAUCCGGGCUUCCCCAUCUUCCACGAUGCCUUGAAGGGCUGGUCUUGCUGUAAGAAACGGACC